GCUGGACCGCGCUGCCUUGAGGCACAAGCGGGACAACAAGCUCAGCCCCACUACGCCAGACUAUGCGCUACGUUGCGUGAUAGCCGACGACGUAGUGGACAAGACUCGCGGCGUAGUGCUGGCCACCUGCUGCCAUCACCGCUGCCUGCCCGCGCACUUACUGGGCGCACACAAGCUGCAGGAUAUGGGCAUAACAUCGGAGGAACUACAAGUCCUGUUCCGCAUAGUAUCGUGGGCCACGUGCGGUACUGGACGCAGUCGCCCACCGAGAACCAAUGCAAAACCGACACAAAACGAUGACAAACACACGGACGUACAACACGAAGCGGAAAUGAGCGAACAAGAUGAUCAGCUAAACGAAGAAGUAAAAGAAGAGAUACAGAAAGGUCAAUUGAGGUCUGAAGAAGAUAAUAUUACUUUGAAUGAAGAAACGAAAUUAGAGUUGACAGGAGAAGAGAAGGCAGAGAUAGGAAGACGAGGCAAGGCAUUAGUGGACUGGGCGCGCGUAUUGGCGCUCCGCGAUGCGGGAUUCGAUGCCCGGCUGUACUACUUCGUGCCGCUUACAGUGUCUCCUGAAAAUCUGUGCAUCGUAGCAACUAAACUGCCACAAUGAUGAAUGUUCCAUGCGGGAUGUGCAAUCUGUUUUGUGAUUUCAAUAAAUGAACUAUAAUAGGGGGCUGGUUUCUCAAGUUGUUAAUUUAUCUUAUUGUGUUGCUAUUAAAUUCAUUGCUAUUUUUAUAUUUUUUUCCUACUUCACUUGAUACACGGUAUGAA
This is a messenger RNA of Chilo suppressalis (striped riceborer), 774 nucleotides long. Lineage: Eukaryota; Metazoa; Arthropoda; Insecta; Lepidoptera; Crambidae. The record is from the annotation of a GenBank genome assembly.